CAGGAGGAGAGUGUUUGGGAAACCAGCAACACGCUGCUGUUGUUUUCUCCAAACCCCCCCCCAGACAAGGUGGACCAAAGUGUUGGGAGCUGCUUUUUUCCUCGGCCAACACUCCUCCUCCCUCCCGUUGACUUCGCGUCUCUCUGUUGCUGCCUGUCUGCAGACUUCUCCCAUUCACUCGCUCCUCCCUGCUUCAGCUGGAUGACUGAGUGCGCUGACACUGGGACCACUACCUGCUGCCUGGGGAUUAAGCAUGUUAUGAAUACGGGGAGCCUAAUUUGUUGUUUUGGCUGCAAGUGAAUGUUGGAUCUGAAUGUUGGAAGAGAAGCUGCAGCGUAAAUCCUUCUGCCCAGAACACCAGGAGCGCCUCUGGACUAAAACACCCCAGUGAGGAAAGGAAGUGGCUGACUGGAGAAGCAUAUAAAACAGAGGCAAGAACCCAGACAAGUGAAGAAAAUACAGGACUUUUCUGGAAGGAAAAAAAGGGGAUACUAAAUUAAUCUAAGGCUUACAAGGACCAGGAGGCAAUGAGAGCCCUUUGCUCUCAUUACUUGGUUGGGAUUCUCUGUCAGGGUGCUGACACGAAGAAAGAAAGCCCAACAAAUCUCUGCCUCAAGCUUCUUGGUUGAUUUCUGAUCACAUACAAGCUGUUCUCCUUUUCCUUUCGUGAGUUUAAUCUCUUCGAGCGUCUCUGUGUUUUGCUGCUUAUUCGCGGCUGCUUGGGAGAGAGUAGCGGCUCUGUGCUGACAGGUCGAGUGGGGAUUGUGAGCGUUCUCUUCUCCAACUUUUCUCCCUUUCUCCACCACUACUUCUGACCUGCUUUCGGUCCCAGCGCACUGACAGGGUGGGAGGCUCGGUACCCCCUCGAUGAGGUUGGCUGGAGAUAAAGGUUAUUGAACCAAGGAGGAGUGGCAGGCACACAGUAGACAAGGGGAGGAUAAGCAAACUGCGCUUAUGAUCCGGGGGGAGCAUAUGGUUUAAUACGAAGGAGCCAGCAGCUUUCCAGCCAUCCUGCUUAUCAUGCUACGGCAGACACAAGUUGCUCCAGUCACGGUGUCAGGUUUGGAUGGAUCUUAUGUGCCUUGGUCAUAUAUCUCAUCACUGUGACAGAAUCUAAAGGAGCUAGUGGAGUGGAUACAAAGAGUCAGUUGGGGAAAUGAAUGCACAGCAGAUCAGCUAACCUUGUUGCCCCAUCAGGCAACAUCCACAAAGCAGCUAAAAAGAUGCUCGGCUGUCACCGCUUUGGAAAAUACUUGUAACACAUUGUUGCUUAGUUUUUGACAACAAAAAGAGGGGGAGUGCUGAAGGAGCUGGCAUCCCCUUACCCCCACUGUGUCCGUCUAAUUACCCAUCAGGGUCACUGGGAAAAAAGUGGAGAAUUCCUUUUGUGGAUUUAUUGUCAGCUCACUGUGGAAGUUAUCUUGCUGGAUAUGUGACAGUCUGAAACAAUUACAUCAUUAUUCAUGCAUUACUUGCUUUUGUGCCUUGCACACAUGUAUAUAUCAAAAGCGCACUAGCACACAUUUACAAAUGCAUCAUAACCUCUCACUUAAAUCUGCACACAUGUUCCCACUGAAAGGAUAAAGCACUUCACACACAUACUCACACAUUGAAAGUCCAUUAGUUUGUCUUUUUCCCAGUGGACGCAGCAGAAUGGAAGUAGCGUGGACAGGUGGGGGGCUGUAGGAGUCCAACAUCUCUGUCCCCAUGUCAGUUCUAUUCCCCCAAAUGGAUAUUAUUAUCUCAAAAAAUGUGUUGCCUGGAAACCACUGAAAGCUUUCUGCUGCGAUUUUCUGACAGAAACAGUCGCCAGGUCCCUGCCACAGUUCACAGCUGGAACCGCAGCUGAAACACUGACCAUCUCUCUUGCUCUUUAGUUUUUCUUCAUUUUCAUCUUCAUCUUCUGUCCCUACUCUGCCGCCAUCAUUUUUUCCAACGGGUCUCUGGGUACCCCUCGUCGCCCUCCUCGUCCCGUCAUCUCCUCCGGCCUGGAGGGGAGGGGGUCAUUGGAGUGGAGCAUGAGUGGGUGCCACUAUCCCUCGCCGCCGCCACAGGAGCGGGAACGAAGAUACCAGCACAAAGUGUCUCUGGUGGUGCGCUACUUUAUGAUUCCCUGCAACAUCUGCCUGAUCCUGUUGGCCACCUCUACACUGGGCUUUGCUGUGCUCCUAUUCCUCAACAACUACAAACCUCCUCACUUCACACCGGCCCAGCCUCCUGAUGGCUGUAGAGGAAUGCUGUGUGGCUUCGGUGCCGUAUGUGAACGCAACCCGACUGACCCCUCUAAGGCCGAGUGUGUUUGUAAGAGGGUGGAUUGUCCAUCCUUGGUGGCGCCUGUUUGUGGCUCAGAUUCAUCCACCUACACCAACGAGUGUGAGUUGGAGAAAGCCCAGUGUAACACACAGAGACGCAUCAAGGUUCUACGCAAGGGACCCUGCUCACUCAAAGACCCCUGCACAGAUGUGGCCUGUAGCUACGGCAGCACCUGUGUCCAGUCCUCAGAUGGCCUGUCGGCUAAAUGCAUGUGCCCCCUCGGCUGUGAAGGUAAACCAGAGAAGACGGUGUGUGGUAGUGAUGGGAAGGAUUACCGGAACGAGUGUGAGCUGCAUCAGUAUGCCUGCAAGAACCAGAUUAACAUUCGAGUGCAAUAUGAAGGCCAUUGUGACCCAUGCAAAGACAAAGAAAACAGCCUGGACGCAAUGUGCCAUGUCGAGGCUCUUACUCGCCAGCCACUGUUCUUUGUACUGCCUGAGUCGUGUCGUCCGGACAACGAACCGCUGUGCGCCAGCGAUGGUGAGACCUACAACAGUGAGUGCGCCAUGACAUCGACGGGUUUGCAGAGAGGCGUCAAGCUCAACAAGAUCCACACAGGACGAUGCAGGAGGCUGGAGGAGUGUAAAGAGGAGUGCCUCUUCAACGCUGUGUGCCUGGUGGAGCAGCACAACGCCCGCUGCUCAUGUGACCCCAUCGAGUGCGACGGCACCUAUCAGCCCGUCUGCGGCAAAGAUGGCAAGACAUACACCAAUGACUGUUUGCUACGCAAGACUGAGUGUCUGGGCAAGACCCUCAUCCCCAUCAAACACCAAGGGCCCUGUGAUCUCAACAUACCGAGCCCCUGCUUAGACAAAGUAUGCGAUUAUGGGGCAAUGUGCGUGGUCAAGAACAAUGAGCCGGUGUGCGAAUGCCCUGAGGCCUGCCUGCAAACGUCAGACCCCGUGUGUGGAUCUGACGGCCAAAGCUAUGGCAGCCCCUGUGAGAUGCGAGCAAUGGGCUGCGCUUUGCAGAAGACCAUCCACAUCCAGCACAAAGGACACUGUGAUGAGGCUUGUGCCAACUGCUCUUUCGGGGCGAUCUGCGACGCUCAGAGCGGUCAAUGUGUUUGCCCAUCGGAGUGUGUGGAAUCCCAUCAGCCCGUGUGCGGCAGCGAUGGCAGCACAUACAACAGCGAGUGUGAACUGCAUGUCCGGGCCUGUAAAGAACAGAUGGACCUGCGAGUGGUCAACCAGGGAGAGUGUAAAACAUGUGGCAGCUCUGUUUGUGCCUGGGGCGCCCGAUGCGUCCAGAAUAAGUGUGAGUGCCCACAGUGCACGGGCGAGGCCUUAUCCCCGGUGUGCGGAAGCGACGGCACCACCUAUGACAACGAGUGUGAACUCCGCGGGUCCUCCUGCAUGCAGAAGAGGAGAAUUGAUGUGGUGAAGCCCGGCAGCUGUGAUGAAGACUGUGGCUCAGGAGGCUCUGGCUCUGGAGUGGAGAGUUGUGAACAGGACCGCUGUCGCACGUUCGGAGGCUCAUGGGAUGAGGAUGCAGAGGAAGACCGCUGCAUCUGUGACUUCUCCUGCCAGAAUGUGCCUCACAAUCUGGUUUGUGGUUCAGAUGGGAAAAGCUACGGCAAUGAGUGUGAGCUGAAGAAGGCCAGAUGUGAGAAACAAGAGCACUUACUGAUUCAGAAUCAGGGACCCUGUGCAGCGAUUUCAGCCACGUCUCCACCUGAGCUGACAGCCCCCCAGCACUGCAGUCUCUCCGUGUACGGCUGCUGCUCCGACAACGUGACGGCUGCCCUGGGAGUCGGUCUGGCCGGAUGUCCCAGCACAUGUCAGUGUAAUGCCUAUGGGUCCUACAAGGGGACAUGUGAUCCAGCCACCGGUCAGUGCUCCUGCAAACCCGGUGUUGGUGGACAGAAAUGUGACCGCUGCGAGCCGGGCUUCUGGAACUUCCGGGGCAUUGUGACAGAGAACAUGAGCGGCUGCACACCUUGUAACUGCGACCCGACCGGUUCGGUGCGUGACGACUGUGAGCAGAUGUCGGGUCUGUGCUCCUGCAAGACUGGAAUGAAGGGCAUGAAGUGCAACGUGUGUCCAGAUGGAAGCAAGAUGGGCCUGAGCGGCUGUGACAAUGGUCCAGAGGCUCCAACUUCAUGUGAUGACUUGGAAUGCAAUUUUGGAGCGACUUGUGUAAUGGUGAAUGGCCAAGCCAACUGCGAGUGCCCAUCACCGGACUGUGACGAGAAAAACAAAACCAAGGUGUGUGGCUCCGAUGGGGUGACCUACGCCGACCAGUGCCAGCUGAGGACCAUCGCCUGCAGGCAGGACAAGGACAUCACAGUGCAACACUUUGGACAGUGCACAGAAACCAUCUCCGAGCCGGCAGACCGACCCACCCCCAAUCCCUUUGCCACCACCGCCGCCGCCUCCAUCACCACCAUCGCCCUCUUGCCCCCUGAUAUGGUGCUGGCCAUCCCGUCUCCGAGGACGAUAGAGAGCACUGAGCAGCCCCCAGCCACCACUCCCUCUCCCACCCACACCCACAACAGACAAAACCACCGCCACACCACCCACACCCAGCUUCAGCCCACCACUACUGCUGCUGCCACCAUCACCUCAUCUCACAGCAGCAGCCCCCCGCCCUCCGCCGCAGCAACCUCCUUCGACGGCUCAGGCAGUGGGGAGCCGAGCGGGGACGACCUAACCGAGGAAGAGGAGGAGCAGGAGGAAGAAGCAGGUAGCGGUGUCCCGACGGAGGCCAGUGGGGGAGAGGAGCCCAUUGGUCCCACGGUGGCAAGCACCACCAUACCCACUGCUGAGGAUAGGUCAUCCUGCGACAACACCGAGUUCGGCUGUUGCCCUGAUGGAAAGACACCAUCCAGCACUCCAGAGGGCGCCAACUGCCCCUCCACCAUGAAGUUUAGCGGUUCCCUGCACUUGGACCAAGUGGAGGGCCAGGAGAUUUUCUACACCCCAGAGAUGGAUGACCCGAAGUCUGAGCUGUUUGGAGAGACAGCCCGCAGCAUAGAGGGCGCUCUCAAUGAGUUGUUCAGGAAGUCAGACGUGCGCAAAGACUUCAUGAGCGUCCGUGUCCGCAACCUGGCGCCGAGUAACUCUAUCCUGGCAUUUGUGGAGGCGCACUUCAAGCCAGAUACAAGACACACGGUGGAAGGGAUUGAACGAGCCCUGCUGAAACAGCUGAAGGCCUCCAGAGAUACCAGCAUCUCUGUGAAGAAGCCGGAGGACGAGAAUAUUCGCUUCACCAAUUAUGGCCUCUCCUCCAUCCCUUUCUUCACCACCACUACUACCACCACAGCAUCAGUUACCACACCUGCCCCAACCACAACCACCACCAGGCUUCCCUUAACUUCACCCUACAUCACUCGCCGCCCACCAGGAACCACCCGUCGGCCCUUUACAGGCAGACGCACUACCACAGCCUCUGCGCCGAUCACCACCCCGAUGCCGCCUACGACAGCGGCUGCCACCACCACCACCCCUCUUCCGGUCACCACCGUCGGUAGAGGAAGACCUCACCACAAGACGCACAAACCCUGCGACUCCCACCCCUGUCUCCACGGGGGGACCUGUGAGGACGACGGCAACGACUUCAGCUGCAAGUGUCCCGCCGGCCGAGGAGGCUCUGUGUGUGAGAAGGUGAUCAAGUACUUCAUCCCAUCAUUUGGAGGACAGUCCUACUUGGCCUUCCAGACCAUGAGCGCGUACCACACGGUCCGCAUCGCCAUGGAGUUCAGAGCAUCUGAGAUGACAGGUAUCCUGCUUUACAACGGCCAGGAUGGCAAGAAGGACUUCAUCUCUUUGGCUCUGGUCAACGGCAAGGUGGAGCUCAGGUUCAACACAGGAUCUGGCACAGGAACACUGGUGAGCAGAGUACAGGUCAGUCAGGGCCGCUGGCAUCAGCUGGUGGUGACACGCAAUCGGCGCAACGCAAUGCUCAGCGUAGACAACGAGCCACACAUUGAGGGUGAGAGCCCACGUGGCACAGACGGCCUCAACCUUGACACCCACCUGUUCAUCGGAGGAGUGCCUGAGGAUAUGAAGCAGGAUGUAAGGGAAAGGACAGCGGUGGACACAGGUCUGGUUGGCUGCAUCCGCCUGCUGGACGUCAACAACCGGGUUCUCAACCUGCAGGAGAACGGCGGAGACAGCCUAUAUGGCAGUGGCGUUGGUGAAUGCGGCAACAAUCCCUGCCAACCAAACCCCUGCAAGAACGGAGCAGUGUGCCACGUCAAGGAGGCCGAGAUGUUUCACUGCAAGUGCAGCAAAGGAUUCUGGGGUCCAACUUGUGCUGACGUCCAUGACCCAUGUGAGCCCAGCCGAUGUCAUCCCUCCUCCCAGUGCCAGGCGCUGCCAGAGGGAGGCUAUAAAUGCGAGUGUCCCAUGGGACGUGAGGGAAGGCACUGUGAGAAAGUGGCAGAGAGGAGAGGAUCUUACAUGCCACUAUUCAACGGAGACUCGUACUUGGAGCUGAAGGGGCUCCAUCUCUACGGGCAUGAUCUGCGUCAAAAGCUCAGCAUGACAGUAGUCCUCAUGGCCAACGACUCCAACGGGUUAAUCUUCUACAAUGGCCAAAAGUCUGACGGAAAAGGUGACUUCAUCUCUCUGUCUCUCAAUGAGGGUAUCCUGGAGUUCCGCUAUGACCUGGGCAAAGGACCUGCCACUAUCCGGAGUAUGGAACCAAUCCAGUUGAAUGUCUGGACUACUGUUGAACUGGAGCGCUCCAACCGCAAAGGAGAGAUCAGGGUGAACAAGAAAGACCCUGUUCGAGGAGAAGCACCGAAAUCACGCAAGAAUCUGCACGUAGAUCUUAACCUGAAAGAGUCUCUUUAUGUUGGUGGAGCUCCUGAUUACAGCCGGCUGGCAAGAGUGGCUGCACUCACUGAAGGCUUCAAGGGAACGAUCCAAAAGAUUACUCUGAUGGGUACACCCAUCCUCAGAGAGGAGAACGCCCUGCGCUCCAGCAGCGUGGCCAUGUUCCAGAACCAUCCAUGCACCCAGGAGCCCUGCCACAACGGCGGGCGCUGCCUCCCCCAGCUCGACAGCUAUGAGUGUGUUUGCCUCAGUGGCUUCUCAGGGGGACACUGUCAGAACACUAUCUAUGAGAAGUCUGCUGGAGAGACUGAGGCAAUUGCCUUUGACGGGCGGACCUUCAUCGAGUAUCACAACGCUGUUACGAAAAGUGAGAAGGCUCUGCUGGUGAACAAGUUUGAGCUGAGCAUCCGGACAGAGGCGACUCAUGGCCUGGUGCUGUGGAGCGGGAAGGGCGUGGAGCGCUCAGACUACAUUGCUCUGGCCAUCGUGGAUGGACAUGUCCAGAUGAUGUACGACCUGGGCUCCAAACCCGUGGUGCUGCGCUCCUCAGUGCGAGUCGACACCAACCGCUGGAUACGCAUCAAGGCCAGCAGAGCACUGCGAGAUGGCUCCCUACAGGUUGGCAAUGAAGCACCGGUAACAGGGUCAUCACCUUUGGCAGCGACACAACUGGACACAGACGGAGCGCUCUGGUUGGGCGGUCUGGAGGAGCUGGCGGUGGCCCGUCGCCUGCCCAAGGCCUACAGCACCGGCUUCGUAGGCUGCAUCAAGGACGUGGUCGUGGAUGGCGUGGAGCUCCACCUGGUGGAGGACGCCUUGAACAGCCCCAAAAUACUACACUGUUCCGCUGCCAAAUAACCUGGCAAAGACAAAACAUUGAGAGAAUGGAGAAAAUAAAAACACAAAAAACAGAAACCCUCCCACCCGCUCCCUCCAUAGCGCCCAAGCCUCCUGCUGUAAUUAUUUUCUAUUUUUGUAUACUUCUCAUUGCUUUUUAUAUGGAAAGAAAAUGAAUAUGUUGUUUUAAUUUUUGUUUUAUAUAUUUUUGUUUUUUUUUCUCUGCACCUCCAUUGACACAUUUUUUCUUCCACUUUACCACCCCAGCUCUUUUCAAACAAAAAAAGCAGGUACCUCUAUGAAAUUUAAAUAUUUUAUUCUUGUCAGUUUGGAAAAGAAAGCCUGCUUUCUCUUUUAGUUUUUGUUUUUGCUCAUUACUUGAACAUUGGUGGACCCUGCUGAUAAUCCCUGGUUACUGCCUUGUCUUGGUGCCAUAUCAACCGUCCACAUUUUCCCCAAUUCCCCCCC
Sphaeramia orbicularis (orbiculate cardinalfish) is the source of this 8399-nucleotide messenger RNA. It is a transcript of the gene agrn, whose product is annotated as agrin. Lineage: Eukaryota; Metazoa; Chordata; Actinopteri; Kurtiformes; Apogonidae. Gene Ontology annotation, molecular function: calcium ion binding; laminin binding. The transcript is spliced from 36 exons. The record is from RefSeq and is a predicted model, not a curated record. Gene Ontology annotation, biological process: receptor clustering. The coding region runs from base 2019 to 7952 and encodes 1977 amino acids.